Molecule: messenger RNA, 2694 nt
Organism: Blastomyces dermatitidis ER-3
Lineage: Eukaryota; Fungi; Ascomycota; Eurotiomycetes; Onygenales; Ajellomycetaceae
Product: decapping enzyme Dcp2
Exons: 2
Coding region: 1-2694 (897 amino acids)
Biological process (GO): deadenylation-dependent decapping of nuclear-transcribed mRNA; nuclear-transcribed mRNA catabolic process, nonsense-mediated decay
Cellular component (GO): P-body; cytoplasm
Molecular function (GO): 5'-(N(7)-methylguanosine 5'-triphospho)-[mRNA] hydrolase activity; RNA binding; manganese ion binding
Source: RefSeq, a predicted model, not a curated record
AUGGCAGAAACGAAAAUGCGUCUGGAGGACUGGUUGGAUGACUUGUGUGUCCGGUUCAUUAUAAACCUUCCACGAGAGGAGUUGGAGUCUGUUGAGCGCAUUUGCUUUCAAGUUGAAGAGGCACAAUGGUUCUACGAAGACUUUAUUCGGCCUCUCGACCCGAAUCUCCCCUCCCUAAGCUUGCGCGCCUUCGCCCUGCGUAUCUUUCAGCAUUGUCCGCUGAUGUCGCAAUGGUCUCAUUAUCAUCACUCGACUGCGUUUUCUGAAUUUUUAGCGUAUAAAACUCGUGUUCCUGUGCGUGGUGCCAUAUUGCUUAACCAGGACAUGGAUGAAGUUGUUUUAGUCAAGGGCUGGAAGAAGAAUGCAAAUUGGAGUUUUCCCCGGGGUAAGAUCAACAAGGAUGAGAAGGACUUGGAUUGUGCAAUUCGAGAAGUCUACGAAGAGACUGGUUUUGAUAUCAAAGCCGCAGGACUUGUGAAGGAUGAGAAGAAAAUGAAGUAUAUUGAGAUUCCUAUGCGCGAACAAAACAUGAGGUUAUAUGUCCUCAGAGGUGUCCCAAAGGACACUCUUUUUGAACCGAGGACAAGGAAGGAAAUCAGCAAGAUUGAGUGGUACAAGCUCUCAGAGCUACCAACGCUCAAAAAGAGCAAGCUAAUUGAGACCAAUGGCCACAACCUAUCUAACAAGUUCUAUAUGGUCGCUCCCUUUUUGGGGCCAUUGAAGAAAUGGAUCGCACAACAGAAGCGCGCCGAUCUUGCUGCAACGCAAAACAUGGACAUCGGUGCACAGGAGGUAUCCGGAGAUGGCUUGUUGUUAGGGGAGAACGGAGGUUUUUCCGCCAAUGAACCACUACCGAAGGAGAAAACGAACGAAUCUCAGCUUCCUAGUGACUUGCCUGAAGUGUCUACGGUGGAGGACCCUUCGACGCACUUAAAGAGACUCCUCAAUAUCAACAGCGUAUCAUCCUUGCCAGAAGUUUCCACUGACACCCAAUUUCCAACCCCGGAUUUAUCAAAGGGGAGUGAGCUUCUGGCUUUGCUACGAAACGCAUCCGAUAUUAAUGCGCACCAAGCGCCGGGCACUGCGAUGGGCCCCCCUAUUCAGCCAUUGUACUCUCCCAAAGACAUCGUGCAGCAGCAAAAGCAGCAUCAGAACAUUCCUCACCAACCGAAUUUUGCACAACCAUCGGUUCCCCAGAAUCAAAGCGGCGUUCCAAUACAGUUUAGCACAGGAAUGGCUGUGAAUCAAGGCUAUUUUAGAAACGUACCUCACCAAAGGCAGGUUGGCCAACACCCUUCGUUUCCCUUCCCAUACACUCCAGGUCAUCCGCUCCAUCGUCAACAGCAGCAACCACCACAUGCCAGUGUGCGCCAAUUGCCUUAUCCAUCAUUCCCAGUAUCACCCGGAGACCCGUAUUCUAGGGACCAGCCAUCAGCAUUACCCAACCUUCCACGAUCGCCUUUCAGAAUUUCACCAAUGUCUUCAGCUCCUAAUCAAGCACCGCGCUUCAAUACCACUCUACCACAGAGAAAUACUCCAGCGCCUUACCAGCGCACUGGCGACCCGGAAUUUGCCCAGGAACUAUUUCCAAAUCCCCAUGCACGGUCCAUUCCUCCAGCCAGCAAGCUUCCUCCGCCGAAACUCACAAGUCACUCACUCGCUCUUCUCAAUGUCUUCAAGAAUGAGAGCGUUAAGAAAACAGACGUACCUAAGCCUGAGCCAACAUCGCAGCAAAGCGCAGCGCAUCCACCAAUUAGUGCUCAAUCUCAACACCACGAGAGUCUCCUUGAACUUUUGAAAAAGCCUCAGGCGGCCCCUCCUGCCCCGGGACAUGCAGAGCUAGCUGCUCGCCCUAGCCCUUCCUUUGAUCCGGCACGGAUUCAUGCGCCUGUGCCUGUACAGUCGCCACCAAGAACACAAGCCCCGCAGAAGUCUACAAACACCGCUCCCAGAACUUCGGCCACUGUGUCGGGUCCCUUGAACAUACCUCAGUUCGAAGCUAUUGCAAAACCACCGCCUAAGAAAUCUGCGAGGCAAUCUCCACGAAAUAUUAACAAGGGGGAAGCUACAACACCGACAGGAAGUUUCACUAUCCUUCCACGCCCACCUCCCUCGAAGGAAGUCGUUCCACCGCAACUUACCAACGCCAAACCACAGCUUACUUCACCUCCGAAAAGAAAUGUCAAACUCUCUGAGAUUACAAAACCGUUUCAACCGAAAAUCCUUCGCCGUCCUGUUAAAGAAGAUCUCGAGGCUUCGCUUCCUAACGGCACCGUGACUGUUAGUGCGUUUAGUCUCUCAGAAAAAGACACUGUGCUGGAUCAUCUACGCGAUAAACCUACCCAAAUUAAUGUAAAUUAUGACCGACGACCGAGCCAGACCGCCUCUCAAAAAGAAGCUUUGCUAUCUCUCUUUGGAAAAGCUUCUCCUUCACCCACUCCGCUCUCUUCAGAGCAGAAUCGAGCUUCUCCCCCUGCGCCAAAAUCUCCACCACGCUCGGCCAUCAUAAGCCCAGUUGAGAUAUCUUCUCCCCAAGUUGGCAUGCCAACAGCACGCGGUCCUGCUCCAUUGUCCAGUCGGGGAAGCAUUUCCCCCGUUGGUGGAAACGAAACUCGGAAGGCAGCCCCAACAUCACCGAGGGACAAGGCAUUCCUGCUCGGGUACUUGGACAACAUUGCGAAGGGUAAACAAUGA